Molecule: messenger RNA, 1575 nt
Organism: Aspergillus nomiae NRRL 13137
Lineage: Eukaryota; Fungi; Ascomycota; Eurotiomycetes; Eurotiales; Aspergillaceae
Product: nucleobase cation symporter-1 family protein
Exons: 5
Coding region: 1-1575 (524 amino acids)
Biological process (GO): transmembrane transport; nucleobase transport
Cellular component (GO): plasma membrane
Molecular function (GO): nucleobase transmembrane transporter activity
Source: RefSeq, a predicted model, not a curated record
AUGGGUGGCUUCUCCAGCGCAGCGAGCAAACUGCACCGCACUCUGAAGCUCAGCGGCGAUACCGAUCAAUGGAGAAACCGAGAUCUGAUACCCUUGUCUGCAGAUCGUACGAUCUGGUCCAGCUGGGACUUCCUCUAUCUGUGGAGCACCGUCUUCUUCACGACAUUCGGCUGGCAAAUCACUUCGUCGCUCUCGGCCUCGACCGCCGUGGUGUUCUGUGUCGGAUGGCCCGGUGGAGUCUGGCACAUUGGCUUCACCGUCAACUCCCGCUCCGUGUUUGGAAUGUGGGGAUCGUAUGUGCCAGUCAUUCUGCGCAUUUUCCUCUGCAUUAUUUGGUAUGGCGUCCAGGCGUUUACGGGCGGCCAACUGGUGGCGAUUAUCCUGUCGACGAUCUUUUCCGGCUACCAUCAUAUGGAGAACACACUCCCGGAGUCGGCGCAUAUGACCACCAAGCAGUUCGUUGGAUAUGUCAUCUUUAAUAUCAUCUCGCUCGGACUCUUGUGGGUGCCCCCGGACAAGCUGAAGAAGCCCUUUAAGUUUAUCGCCGGUAUUAACCUGCUCGUCAUUCUGGGACUGGCGAUCGGCCUCAUCGCUGGUGCCCGAGGUGGCUCCCUGGGGACCCUCCAAACGUCCCAGCGGACAGACAACCUGGGAUGGACCUUCAUCCACGGUUUCGCGGUCGUUUUCUCUGGCAACGCGGUCGGCAUGGCGAGCCACAGCGAUUUCUCACGUUUCGCUCGGCGACCGGGGGCUCAGGUUAAAGGCCAGCUCUUCUCAUUCCUGAUCUCCGGGAACGUUGUGCCCAUCCUGGGGAUUUUUGGCACCGCCGCCGCCGCGAAGAUGUAUGGCGACGUGAACGAACUGGGUCUGUGGAACCCACCCAAUAUUCUGCAAAUGUGGCUGGACAACCAGUACCAUAACCCGGCCAUGCGAGCUGCGGCAUUCUUCGUCGCGUUCGGGUUGACAUCGAGUAUCAUGGCCAUGAACUCCAUCGAGAACGGUGUCUCGGGCGGCAUGGACAUCGCCGGACUGUACCCCCGGUACUUCAACAUCCGUCGUGGAUCGUAUCUGUUGGCUGCGAUUUCCGUGGUGAUCAACCCGUGGCAGAUCAUCGCCAAUGGCGCCAUUUUCACCAACACUCUGAACAGCUUCGGAGUCAUCCUGUUUCCACUCAUGGGCACCAUGGUCGCCGACUACUACAUCGUUCGCAAGCAAAAACUUAAGCUGUCCGACCUCUACCGCGCCGACGCGAGCAGCAUCUAUUGGUUUGAGGGUGGUUUCAACUGGCGUGCGUUCACGGCCUGGUUGGUUGGGUUUGCGCCCAGUAUCCCCGGUCUCGCCGCAUUGAAUCCAAACAACACAGGAAUCCCCAUUGGCUUGACGUAUACAUUCUACUUGUGGCCCAUCGCAGGAUUCUUUGCGUCGUUCGUGCUGCAUGCUGGUCUCUGCUAUCUCAGUCCCCCGGCGGGUAUUGGGGCGGUGGAUGAGCAGGAGUUUGACCCGAUGUAUACCGAGCGGUCAGACGAAAUACAGAGCCAGACCAUUACCGCACUGGAGAAGGGCGGACAUCCAUAG